Messenger RNA from Aspergillus melleus, 2591 nucleotides. RefSeq names its product flavin-containing monooxygenase. The transcript has 3 exons. The coding region runs from base 1380 to 2591 and encodes 403 amino acids. The record is from RefSeq and is a predicted model, not a curated record. Gene Ontology annotation, molecular function: flavin adenine dinucleotide binding; N,N-dimethylaniline monooxygenase activity; NADP binding. Lineage: Eukaryota; Fungi; Ascomycota; Eurotiomycetes; Eurotiales; Aspergillaceae.
GCCCACGCCACCGUCAGAAAUUAGUGUGGCUGAAUAUCUGACUUUCUUCAGGGUUUCUGACCUGAACAAAAUUCUAGACGUGCACGCCAGGGAUAGAGGGCAAUAGGGCGAGGAUGACUGGGCUCGGCCAUUUACCUCGUCUCUUGCCUCUUCUUUUUCUUUUGCAGAACAGUCCACAGCCAGCCACUGAGGUGUGGCUGCCCACCAUCAAGGCCAGGUUGAACCUUCACCGGUCGGACUAGGAUGGCGCCGUGAAGAGACGCCGUCGGUCUUACGUGACUCUUAUUACUGUCACUCAUAAGUCAGGAAAGUCUGCAGUUUUAGCUGUCCAGCUCAUCGACGGCGAAGGGGUGAAUGCUGCACAGUUAAGCCUCGGGUCGACAAUAUGAGGGGCAUGAAUAUGUUGAUCAUUAUGACGCAGUCUUUAUGAUGCCGCGGAUGGCUUGAUUACGUUUAGAAGCAAUAUGAACCGACGCUUCGUCCCCCUCAGUUGAACGUGAUUAACCCCUCAGCCAAGGCGUGGUGUAAGCGCUGUCUGCAGCUUCUUCUCAUUCAACAUGCGUAACCGAGCUAGUAGCCGAGGUUGCAUCGCACCACCUGCAUGCACCGUUAUAUUGCCUGCUAGGCGCUGAUGCGAGGUCGCUGGAAUGUGACUCUCAAAGGCCGCGGUCGCAUCGCUUCAGAAUGGCUGAUACUCGGAUUUCACGCAAUGUGGGCAACAAGGACUUCACGCAGUCGACGGUGGUGAUCAUCGGGGCGGGCUUUUCGGGUACGUUGUUUGUUUGUUUGGGAAGCAAGGGGUGGUUGGCUAAAUCACGUCAACAUAGGCUUGUGUAUGGCGAUUGAUCUUCUCAAGAGAACACCGUGUCGGAACUUCGUGAUUCUCGAGAAAGGAAGUCAGGUUGGCGGGACUUGGUUUGAUAAUAAGUAUCCUGGAUGCGCGUGCGAUGGUAAGCGCCCAACUAAGCCCGCAAGAACUUCGCUAACUCUGCCAGUCUGGAGUACGCUAUACAGUUUCUCCUUCGAACAAAAGUCCGACUGGUCGAGAGAACAUCCUGGACAGGAAGAGAUUCUCGUACAUAUCCCGAUCAACUAAUCCUCAGAAUACCGACUAAUGCUCAACCCAGGAAUAUCUUAUAGGCGUCGCGGAGAAGUACCGUCUCUUCAAAUACAUCCGGUUUAACUCGGUCGUUCAAGCAGCCCGCUGGGAUGACGAGAAACUGCAAUGGACGGUAGAUGUGGAGGUCGCCGGGGUCAAAGACAGACAAUAUAUAGAGUCCUACCAGAUAACCACCGACUUUUUGAUCUCCGCCGUGGGCCAGCUGAAUAUCCCGAAGUGGCCCUCGUACCCAGGUCUAGAUGACUUCACAGGGAAACUGAUGCACUCGGCACGAUGGGAUUGGACUUAUGAUUUCACCGAAAAGCGCGUAGCCGUGAUCGGAAAUGGCCCGACAGCCGUUCAAGUCAUCGGCGCAAUCGCACCCUCCGUCUCGCACCUCACUGUAUAUCAACGAACCCCUAACUGGCUCAUUGAGCGCAACGACAAACCCGUCUCCGCGGUCCAGAAGUUCCUUCUCUCACGAGUCCCACCCCUCCGGUGGCUCAAGCGCUCCCUUCAAAUGCAGUACCGUGAGUUGACGCACAUGGGUCUCGCCAUCCCCGAGUCCUGGUUCUCGAACUAUUUCCGAAGAAACUCUAUAGCAGCCAUGAAAGCCCAGCUACCCGACAAGCCUGAAUUAUGGGACAAGCUGGUCCCGGACUACGCGCCGGGUUGUAAGCGAGUUAUCAUCGUUGACGAUUACUAUCCCACUUUGAACCAGAAGCACGUGGAUCUGGAUACCAGACCUAUUCAUGGGCUAACAGCGUCCGGCGUCCAGACAGAAGAUGGCGAGGUCAAGGAGUUCGAUAUGAUUGUCAUAGCGACAGGGUUCCGGACCGUCGACUUCUUGUACCCCAUUAAGGUUUUCGGAGCAGGCGGUCGUUCUAUCUCCGAUGUUUGGAAGGAUGGACCUAAGGCGUACAAGGGAGCCGUGGUGGAGGAUAUGCCUAAUUUCGGGAUGUUGUAUGGGCCGAACACGAAUCUUGGCCACAACUCUAUCGUUCUCAUGAUCGAAGCGCAAUCCCGUUACUUGUCCACCCUUAUCCACGGAGUCAUCAAGGCCAAGAAAUCGGGCAAAUCUCUGGUGAUCACACCUCGACCUGACGUCGUCCAAAAAUGGGACGAUGAUGUUCAAGCUCGGCUGGCGAAAAGCAGUUUCGCAGACCCGGCGUGCCAUAGCUGGUAUAAGGCCGAAAAUGGCCGGGUUACACAGAACUGGUCCGGGACAGCAGUGCAGUACCAGAAACAAAUGUCCCGGGUCCGUUGGGAUGACUACAUCGUUGAGGGAACUGGCAAGGAGCUGGUUAAGGGGAGGAAUGUGUACAUUGGUAGGGUCGUAGAGGAGAUACCAAUUAGUUAUACGGCUUUGGUUCUUGGACUGGUAGGUGCUGUGGCUGGCGGAGUGGGCUACAUGAAUGGAGUGACUGGGGAGAAGGUUAGGCCAUGGAUCUGGCAUUUGGGAUUGCAGCUGAAGGAGAGACUUCUGGGGUGA